UUCUUCUUCAUCACAAUUUUUCUACGGUCGGAGAGAUUCUAAAGAGUUCUCUAUCUUCCUUCUUCUUUCUUUUCCGAUCAUGAUGCAGCAGCCACCACCCGGCGGUAUCCUUCCACAUCACGUCCCUCCUCCUUCUGCGCAACAGCAGUACGGUUACCAGCAACCGUCUCCUUACGGGAUUGCUGGAGCUGCUCCACCGCCACAGAUGUGGAAUCCUCAAGCGGCGGCGCCGCCAUCAUCUCAGCCUAUGACUGCCGACGAGAUCCGGACUCUUUGGAUCGGGGACUUACAGUAUUGGAUGGAUGAGAGUUUCCUCUAUGGUUGUUUUGCUCAUACCGGAGAGCUUCUUUCUGCUAAAGUGAUCCGUAACAAGCAAACCGGCCAGGUUGAAGGUUACGGUUUUAUUGAGUUUGCGUCUCAUGCUGCUGCUGAACGAACUCUACAAACAUUCAACAACACUCCUAUCCCGAGCUUUCCGGAUCAGCUCUUUAGAUUGAACUGGGCAUCAUUGAGUUCAGGAGAUAAACGGGACGAUUCACCAGACUACACUAUAUUCGUCGGUGACCUUGCUGCUGAUGUUACGGAUUAUAUCCUACUUGAGACGUUCAGAACCUCUUAUCCUUCAGUUAAGGGUGCCAAGGUUGUUAUUGACAGAGCCACUGGGCGUACCAAGGGAUAUGGUUUUGUUAGGUUUUCUGAUGAAAGUGAACAGAUGCGUGCUAUGACGGAGAUGAAUGGUGUUCCUUGUUCUACCAGACCUAUGAGAAUUGGGCCAGCUGCUAGCAAAAAAGGUGUAACUGGUCAAAGAGAUUCAUACCAGGGCGCUGCUGCAGGGGUACCUACUGAUAAUGAUCCAAAUAACACAACUGUUUUUGUUGGUGGAUUGGAUCCAUCUGUCACGGAUGAUCAUCUAAAGAAUGUCUUUGGCCAGUAUGGUGAGAUUGUGCAUGUGAAAAUACCAGCUGGAAAGCGCUGUGGAUUUGUUCAAUUUUCGGAGAAGAGCUGCGCUGAGGAAGCUCUUAGAAUGCUGAAUGGAGUGCAAUUGGGGGGAACAACAGUGAGGCUCUCAUGGGGCCGAAGUCCUUCUAACAAACAGACAGCGGAUCCAAGCCAGUUUUAUUACGGUGGGUAUGGACAAGGACAGGAGCAGUAUGGAUACUCGAUCCCGCAAGACCCAAAUGCAUAUUACGGAGGUUACUCUGGUGGUGGUGGUGGUGGAUACAGCGGUUACCAGCAGACACCACAGGCAGGACAGCAGGCACCACAGCAACCACCACAGCAGCAACAAGUCGGGUUCAGCUACUGACCACGAUGAGUAUUUGUUGGGUUAAUGUCCUGUUUGCUGUUUGCGUACUCUGUUAUGAGCGUGUUCUAAAACACAGUUGAUUUGUCUUUGUUUCUCUUAGGUGUGUUUUUUCUGCUUUUUAAGUCUUAAUAAUGUUUCAACGGUGUUUCUGCUUUUUAAUGUUGUCAUCACUUUUCUGAAAGAACGUAAUAAGCUUUGAUAAUAUUUUUGGGUA
Molecule: messenger RNA, 1520 nt
Organism: Capsella rubella
Lineage: Eukaryota; Viridiplantae; Streptophyta; Magnoliopsida; Brassicales; Brassicaceae
Product: polyadenylate-binding protein RBP45B
Exons: 6
Coding region: 80-1306 (408 amino acids)
Cellular component (GO): cytosol
Molecular function (GO): mRNA binding
Source: RefSeq, a predicted model, not a curated record